Messenger RNA from Diceros bicornis minor, 933 nucleotides. Its product is annotated as olfactory receptor 2A7. Lineage: Eukaryota; Metazoa; Chordata; Mammalia; Perissodactyla; Rhinocerotidae. The record is from RefSeq and is a predicted model, not a curated record. Gene Ontology annotation, molecular function: olfactory receptor activity; G protein-coupled receptor activity. Gene Ontology annotation, biological process: G protein-coupled receptor signaling pathway. Gene Ontology annotation, cellular component: membrane.
AUGGGAGACAAUAUGACAUCUGUCACAGAGUUCAUCCUCCUGGGAUUUCCCCUUGACCCAAGGAUUCAGAUGCUUCUCUUUGAGCUCUUCUUCUUGUUCUACAUCUUAAUCCUGCUGGGGAACGGGGUCAUUCUGGGGCUUAUUUCACUGGACUCCAGGCUGCACACCCCCAUGUACUUCUUCCUCUCACACCUGGCCAUGGUCAACAUAGCCUAUGCCUGCAACACAGUGCCCCGGAUGCUGGUGAACCUCCUGAACCCAGCCAAGCCCAUCUCCUUUGCUGGUUGCAUGACACAGACCUUUCUUUUUUUGACAUUUGCUGCUACCGAAUGUCUUCUCUUGGUGGUGAUGUCCUAUGAUAGGUAUGUGGCCAUCUGCCACCCACUGCAAUAUUCUGCCAUCAUGAGCUGGAGAGUCUGUAUCAACCUGGUAGUGACUUCCUGGACCACUGGAGUUCUUCCGUCUUUGGUUCAUCUAGUAUUACUUCUCUCUUUACCCUUCUGUAGACCCCAGAAAAUUAAUCACUUUUUCUGUGAAAUCACGGCUGUUCUCAAACUUGCGUGUGCGGAUACCCACAUCAACGAAAUCGUGGUGUCGGCUGGAGCAAUUUUUGUGCUAAUCGGACCCUUCUCAUCAAUUGUCAUCUCAUAUAUGUGCAUUCUUUGUGCCAUCCUUAGGAUCCAGUCAGGAGAAGUUCAAAGAAAAGCCUUCUCCACCUGCUCAUCCCACCUCUGUGUGUUCAGACUCUUUUAUAGCACAGCCAUUAUCAUGUAUGUUGGGCCCCGAUAUGGGAGCCCCCAAGGACAGAAGAAAUAUCUCCUCCUGUUUCACAGCCUUUUCAAUCCCAUGCUUAAUCCCCUGAUCUAUAGUCUGAGGAACAAAGAAGUGAAGAAUGCCUUGAAGAGAGUGCUGAGAAUAGAAAGAGCUUUAUGA